Messenger RNA from Symbiodinium sp. CCMP2592, 1437 nucleotides. Lineage: Eukaryota; Dinophyceae; Suessiales; Symbiodiniaceae. The record is from the annotation of a GenBank genome assembly.
AUGGAUGUGCACAGGUCGUUCCAACUUGCAGGGCGGCUCAAGGCUUCUCAGGAGAUUAUAGCGAAGGAUCACAUUGUCAAGUCGUGGAAGUUAUGGGUGUGGAUUCUGGGACAACAGCUUACAGGGGCCCUGGUGUUCUGGCCUGGUCUCUUCCAUGCAAGCUUGUCGAUCGUCAUGCUGUUCUUUCUGGCGGCACCUGCUUUUCAUAGGUCUGGUACUUUCACUUCCUGUUCCUUCGAUGCCAGGGAUUUGUCGCUUCACAUGAUGUUCCCCCGGGGCUACUCCGCCUUUGGUCUUGCCCAAGAGCAGCGACCAGCAAGAUGGUUCAUGAUCAUUUCAGUGCUGCUGCGGCUUGGCGGGCUCUUGUCGAUCUACCCAAUGGUCAUGGCAAUGCACAUAUGCGGCUACACGCCCGAAAUAAUGGCACAAGCCGAGCGGAAUGCUGGGCAGCAGCAGACGGAUAGUGAUAUGAAUGGUGCGGUGUCAUAUGCCGUGGCGAUGGCUUUUGGAGUUAUGUUUUGUGUCUCUGGCUGUGGAAUCUGUGGAUGCUGUGUCCUUUCUCGGUGCUUCUGUACGGGAAACGACUUCUCUGGUGCUGCAGAAGCAGAUCCCGACUUGCAACAACGAGUUGAAGACAGGGCUAGGGACUUGUCUGAACAAAUGCGCAAAUCGGAGCUGAAGCCUGCAUCGAGUCAGUAUGUCAUGCUGCAUGUCGACAUGCUGCUUUUCGUGUGGGAUUUUGUGUCGGAUGGACUCGCAGCGUGGAAAUUCUUCGAACUGGAACUAUACGGAUUCUUUGCGUUCCAAGUAGCCAUCAUUUUCAUGGCGCUCUGGGAAGAAACUCGUGUGGUCCGGCGAGUAGGAAAUCUGCAGACAGUAUACUGCGCGGUUGCCGAGUCCAGCAGGAUACUUUUUGGUUUUGCAUCUGUCUACUUGCCACAGAGCGGAGGACUCCAGCUCUUGGGGCACGACGUGUCUUAUCUGUUGUAUCUCUUCAGCCUCUUCAAGACCUUCACGAGUAUGUACAGCUCCACAAAGGCUGCAUACGUGCUUAUGCAUCUAGAUCUAGGUCGACACAUUGCUGUUGCUGUGGAGCAUCUGGGAUUGCGAAGCGCUCCAGGCACUGUGGAGGAGGCGGGCAUUACUGCGCAAGUUGGUCCAAGCCAUCGACAAGAACCCCCAGCUCAAUUGGUCGGACCUGCAGCCAUUGCAAACUCAGGAUUGCCACCCGGAGUUGCACCUCCGCCCACUCAUGCCCCGGCAUUUCCAGCACCAGUUACUCUACAACACGCGGCUCCUGCGCAGCCUUCUGCUUCCCAACGGGCCGCUGCAAGAUUUUCAAUUCGUCCCGCUCUGUCCUCCAGUCUUAGGCUUUCCACGGCGCCACUGCCACCUAUACAGGUUGGAGCACCAAGGCGUCCUGUCGACAAGGAGUGA